AUGCGCAAAUGUCACAGCUAUUACGAAACACGCGUAAUUGAAUUCACAGAAGAAAAAGAAGACAUUUCGUGUUUCUAUAUUUUUAUUGCUGGUAAUAUUUUUUAUCUAUCUAUCUAUCUAUCUAUCUAUCUAUCUAUCUCAAUUUUUAUUUGUGGUAAUAUUUUUAUCUAUCUAUCUAUCUAUCUAUCUAUCUAUCUAUCUAUCUAUAUCAGUAUAUAUUGGUUUGGUUUGGUUUGUUUUCAAUUUCGGGAUAUCAAUCUUAAUGGGUUAUUUAAUGCCGAUAUGAUUUUUAUUGCUGGUAAUAUUUUUUUAUCUAUCUAUCUAUCUAUCUAUCUAUCUAUCUAUCUAUCUAUCUCAGUAUAUAUUGUGGGUUAUUUAAUGCCGGCAAAAUUUUUUAUUGCUGGUAAUAUUUUAUCUAUCUAUCUAUCUAUCUAUCUAUCUAUCUAUCUAUCUAUCUAUCUCACGUCUCUCUUUGGCGGGUGUUGUUAA
Messenger RNA from Acanthosepion pharaonis, 489 nucleotides. Lineage: Eukaryota; Metazoa; Mollusca; Cephalopoda; Sepiida; Sepiidae. The record is from the annotation of a GenBank genome assembly.